Molecule: messenger RNA, 1356 nt
Organism: Myxocyprinus asiaticus (Chinese sucker)
Lineage: Eukaryota; Metazoa; Chordata; Actinopteri; Cypriniformes; Catostomidae
Product: afadin- and alpha-actinin-binding protein B
Exons: 12
Coding region: 1-1356 (451 amino acids)
Source: RefSeq, a predicted model, not a curated record
AUGGCACACAGGCAGGUCACAAGAUCACCCACAUCACAAAUGAGAGCACGGGACAGUUCAGAGCUGCUGGACAAUCUCAUUCUUCCUCUGCAUCAUGGUGAAACCACACACAGCUUCUCGCACCGGAUCUUCAGAGAUGAGCAGAAAGACCUGACCAACUCAUUACAGGAGCAGCUUGUAGAGAAGGACCUUCACAUCUCCAGACUACAAGAUGCACUAACAUCUGAAAGGGAAAAAUGUGCCAGUCUGCAGUCUCGCUGUCACCAGCAGGGAUCAGAGCUGAAGCGCAGAGAGCAGCACAUCAACCGUGUGAGAGAGAGGCUUUCACAGUUCACCGACAAACAUAAGCACCGCGGCGUGUCCAUGGAGAUAAUAAAUGUGUUGCCGAAGCGGAUGGGACGGAGAGAGCCUGCCUUCAAGACUACAAAGGUUGAUGGGAGUUCUGUCUCCCCCUGCAGGACAGAAGAAGCACUGCGUCUGCUGUUGGACCGAAGAGAGGCCGAGCUCCGAGAAGCCAUGAAACUAUGCCAUGCCCUCACCACACUGCUGCACAUGCUCCAAAAUCAUAUGGCACAGAUGUUACAGGAAAACCCAGAAGUGGAGGAUGAGAUGGAAGACAGUGCGCUGGUCAAAUCAGAGCAAUGUCUUGGUGAUCAUGUGACAGGGGGUGUGGUCCAGGAGUGGACACGCGUGCAGAAAAGACUGAGGGAGCUGAUGUCACAGAGCCCUGUUUCUAAAGGAACAGACCAGGAGAAGCUUCUCGCUCACCUUGAGGAUGAGUUGGAGCAGAGCAGACAGCUGGUCCGACUACAGCAGCAGUUACUACAGGACAGUGUCACUCCACCCCUCCCUGCUGCACUGAUGGACUGCUACUACCUGGAGGAGUGGGAGCGGCUGCAGGACCAAUGGGAGGAACUUAAGAGGCAGAGGCGGAGCUUCCAGCGAGAGAGGCAGGCCUUCACUGAAGCUGCUAUCCGAUUGGGCCAUGAGAGAUGUGAGUUUGAGCAGCAGAAGGCCACCCACCUGAAGUCAGACUUCCUCAGUGUUUCUCCAGUAAAGAGAAACUCUCAGUGGAACAGAAGGGAGAGCACAGCGCUCGGUGACUUGCGUGCAGCAGUUCCUGAUCGGCUCUCUCUGUCUCCAUGCGCUGUGGCCACACAUUCAUCCGAGGGGUCAGAGGUCACACCAUGGUCCCGUCAGAAUAUGAUCAUGUCCCCAAACACCCCUGAGCUCUACUCUGCUCUUAAACUGCCCUAUUACAGGUCUGAGCGUACUUGUCGGUCUGACAGCUGGGAGGAGGGGACAGAGAGAGACCUCAUCACACCUGAUAAAGCCAACUCUGACUGGCCUUUUUAA